UGUUUGUAUUAUAAUAGUACGCUGUAGUACGCACGCCACUUUAUAGUAUUAUUGUGCUCAUCAUUAUACGUUUUACUUCGUCUUGCGUUUCCGUUCAAAUUUGAAAAAAAAAAUUAUUGGUUCGGUUUUGUUAAAUAAUUAUUAUUAUAUCGUUUAUUGCCUGUGUACGCCUUUACGCAGACCAUUCAUUUUUUUCUUUUAUUCAGUACCAAUUAUAGUCUAUGCAAUAUUAAUAUACGAUAUAUAAUUAAACAUAACAGUCUUAUACGUUUCACGAACACUGAAAUAUAUAGUACAAUACAAAUUACAAUGUACACAGCACAAAACGAAGAAUUUACAGUAUUCCGUUUGGAUUAUAACUUAUCUACAUUAAUUGAACAAGUGGAACACUUUAAUCAAUGGACCGAAUCACUGAGCGAUACCAGAACCAGAGGAUGGUGGAUGGUAAAUUCUGUUUUUACUACAUGUACCAUAACCCUUUGUUAUCUUCUAAUAGUAUGGCUGACUCCACGGUUCAUGAAAAAUCACACAGCAUACAGUUUAAAAAAUAUUCUAAUAAUUUACAAUAUAAUGAUGAUAAUAGCAAAUUUAUUCAUUAUAAUAGAAUUGAUAUUGAUGACUACUAAAUUAAACUAUAGUUGGAUGUGUCAGCCGAUAACCUACGUCAAUGCAGAAGCUGAGCUUAGGAUAGCAACAGCAGUAUGGUUGUAUUAUAUAAUUAAAUUUUUUGAAUUAUUGGACACUAUAUUUUUGAUGCUCCGGAAGAAAGAUAAUCAACUGUCAUUUCUUCAUGUUUACCACCAUUCAACAAUGUUCAUAUUCUCAUGGCUAGGAACAAAAUAUGUACCAGGCGGCUCAGCAUUUCUACCGAUAUUAAUCAACAGUGCUGUACAUGUCAUAAUGUAUUUUUACUAUGCAUUAGCUGCAAUACAAUGCUCAAAAAUCUUUAAAUACAAAAAAUAUGUUACAAUCAUUCAAUUGGCUCAGUUUUCAUUUGCUCUACCAUUAGGCAUAAAUGCCAUACAAAGUGGGUGUAAUUGGCCAUUAUGGAUGAAAUAUUUAUUUGUCUUUUAUAUUAUUACAAUGUUGGUUUUAUUUGGAGACUUUUAUAAGAAAAAUUAUAUUAAAAAAGUAAGCAAUAAUGAAAAUGAAGUUGGACAAUGUUUAAAGAAAUUGUGAUUUUCUUAAUCAAUACAUUCAAGUAGGCCUAAGAAAUAUUUUUGUUUAUAGAAAUUAAUGUAUAAAAUAUAAUGAAUUAGAGGUGACAUUACAAUAACUUAAAAUAAUAUGUAAUAACUAUUUUCCAAUCAUGUGAUAUUUAAAUAUUUUUGUAGUUCAAAAUUUGUAUUUUAUCUAUUAUACUAUCUACACUUAACACUUGGACUUGGUAGUACUAAAUUAUAAACAUAAAGUUUUUGGCUAGUUUGUUAAUGUUCUUCCAUUUAUAAAUAUGUCUCUACUGUAAUAAUUAUUAUAUUUUAUUAUUCAUUAGUUAUGAAAUGUUAUUAAAUUAUUUCAUGUGUUUAUAGUUUUUAUAAUGUAAAAUAUAAAUAUUUUUUUAAAAUAUGGUGUUAGGUUAUUAGAAUAUUCAAUAUACAUUUGUUUUGCACUUUAUUAUAUUAUGUAUUUUGU
This is a messenger RNA of Metopolophium dirhodum (rose-grain aphid), 1632 nucleotides long. Its product is annotated as elongation of very long chain fatty acids protein 4-like. Gene Ontology annotation, cellular component: endoplasmic reticulum membrane. Gene Ontology annotation, biological process: fatty acid elongation, polyunsaturated fatty acid; fatty acid elongation, saturated fatty acid; sphingolipid biosynthetic process. Gene Ontology annotation, molecular function: fatty acid elongase activity. The record is from RefSeq and is a predicted model, not a curated record. Lineage: Eukaryota; Metazoa; Arthropoda; Insecta; Hemiptera; Aphididae. The coding region runs from base 310 to 1179 and encodes 289 amino acids. The transcript has 7 exons.